AUGGAUAUAGAGAAGAGAAACAGUGUAUCUUCUGCAGGCCAUGAGUUGAGUUAUCCUAAACUAAGUGAUAGCCUUGAAAAGCUUUUGCUUGAUGCUGAGUUUGACUACAGUGAUGCAGAGUUUGUUGUGGAAGGAACUUCUGUAGGUGUAAAUCGCUGUAUCUUGGCUUCACGCAGUCCAUUUUUCCAUGAAUUGUUUAAGAAGGGUAAAGAUGCUUGCUCUGCAAAUGAAAGUAAUCCAAAAUAUGUCAUAGAAGAACUGGUACCUCAUGGCAAGAUAGGAUAUGAAGCAUUUAUGGUUUUCUUGAAUUAUGUUUAUACUGGAAAGCUCAUUCCUUCGCCACCAGAGGUUUCGACAUGCGUUGAUGAGUCUUGCGCUCAUGAUGCGUGUGGCCCUGCAAUUAACUAUGCGGUGGAGCUCAUGUAUGCUUCUGCAACGUUUCAGAUGAAUGAACUUGUUUCGGUUGUUCAGCGUCAGCUUCUCAACUUUGUGGAUAAGGCUUUUGAGGAAGAUGUAAUUCCAAUAACUAUAGUAGCCUUCCACUGCCAGCUGAACCAGCUCCUUUCACACAGUAUCCAGAGAGUAGCACAGUCAGAUCUAGAUAAUCUCACUCUUGAGAAGGAGCUUCCACAUGAAGUUCUGACUGAUAUCAAAUCCUUUAGGAUACAGUAUGACCAAGACCUGAAACAUGACACUUGUGAAGUGAAUUUCAUCGCUGACAAGAGAAUCAGAAGGAUACACAAAGCACUGGACUCUGAUGAUGUAGAAUUGUUAAGAUUACUUUUGGAUGAAUCUGAUAUCACCUUGGAUGAUGCUUUUGCUCUUCAUUAUGCUGCUGCCUAUUGCAAUCCUAAGGUGGUCACUGAGGUGCUCAGUCUGGGUAAUGCUAAUCUCAAUCUUAGGAAUUCUCGAGGAUAUACUGUACUUCAUGUAGCAGCUAGGCGCAAGGAACCGUCAGUAAUUGUGGGCCUACUGAACAAGGGAGCAUGUGUCUCAGAUUCUACAGUUGAUGGACGAACAUCAAUUACUAGUUGCAGGAGGUUGACUAGGCCUAAGGAUUACAAUGAAUCAAUGGAACAGGGAAAAGAGGCUAAUAAAGACAAAUUAUGCAUUGAUGUCUUGAAGAGAGAAAUGCUUAGAAAUCCACUUGCUGGUAAUAUGUCUAUGUCACCAAUGAUGGUGGCAGAUGAUUUAACUAUGAGGCUGCUGCUCGUCGAAAAUGGAGUUUCCGUUAUACGAGCAUUACUUCCCUGUGAAGUCAAGCUAGCAAUGGAGAUAGCAGAUACAGAUUCAUCCUCAGAGUUUUGCACCUUUCCAGCAUCCAGCACCUUGUGCAGAAACUUGAAAAUGGUCAACUUGAACAAAAGUCCAUUGGAGCAAGAAAAACGACUUCAAGCUCAGUUACAAGCCUUGCGAAAAGCAGUGGAGAAGGGUCGCAGAUUUUAUCCCAGUUGUUGUGAAGUUCUUGGCAGAUUUCUGGACAAUGAUGCAGAGGAUGUAAGAAUCGAGGAAAUUAAGGAGGAGGUCACUAAGGCACUUGAGACAGACAAAUCUAGAAUUCACUCAACAGACUUUUCCACACCUUCACCAAGUGAAACUGAUACUGACUUCUUGUUGGAGAAGGCCAGAAAGCUGCUAAAAGGAAAUAAUGUUUCUAGUAAAAGACAGACCAUGGGACUCGAUGAGGCAAUGAUGGUAUUCAAUAACAUUGAUAAAGAUAGGAAUUUCUCAUCAUCAUCAUCUUCUGGCUCAAUAUCUAGUGUGAAUCAAGGUGUUGGCCUUGGGAAAAGAUCAUUCUGCUAAAUUUGGUUCUUAAUGAGCAUGGGAACAUUCAUUGCCUUCUGUUUCAAGCUCAAAUGCAGCCUAUGGCUUACUGAAAUCAAG
Molecule: messenger RNA, 1884 nt
Organism: Coffea eugenioides
Lineage: Eukaryota; Viridiplantae; Streptophyta; Magnoliopsida; Gentianales; Rubiaceae
Product: BTB/POZ domain and ankyrin repeat-containing protein NPR2-like
Exons: 5
Coding region: 1-1803 (600 amino acids)
Biological process (GO): systemic acquired resistance, salicylic acid mediated signaling pathway; defense response to bacterium; defense response to fungus
Cellular component (GO): nucleus
Molecular function (GO): protein binding
Source: RefSeq, a predicted model, not a curated record